Molecule: messenger RNA, 2053 nt
Organism: Lodderomyces beijingensis
Lineage: Eukaryota; Fungi; Ascomycota; Pichiomycetes; Serinales; Debaryomycetaceae
Source: the annotation of a GenBank genome assembly
AUGUAUCAUCAUCACCAUCAACAACAACAACAACAAUCGUCAGCAUCGGCUGACUCUGUACGAAAAUCAAAUAAUCCGUUCAGACAACCACAACCACAACCACCUCUUGCUCAAAAUGGCCACACCCACUCGUAUAGCCCGCGGAAACCAUCCAACUUGUCCACUUCUUCCAGCCAAUUUGACAAGUGGGUGUUGAAAAACAAACAACUACUUGAAACCUCCGACGACGAGUACGCAGACGCAGAGUCCCAUACUAGUCCCAAUAGAUUCUUGUCACAUUAUCACAGCAAUACAUCGAUAGAAAGUAUAAAAGACGAUAGAAGACGUUUUUUGCCAACACCAGCACAUUAUAAAGCAAAGCCAGUGCCUAUUAGAGCAGACAGCGACUCCAGUGUUGACUACAAAAGGUGUGUAUCUCCUUACAUUUUUUUUCUCGCUUUCGUUUCGUUUCACCUCAUUACACUUCAAUAUGUUCCAUUCAAUCAUUCAAGCAUUUAACCAUUUUUAACCACUAGCACAUGAAACAUGAAAACUCACGCGUCCUGUGUGUUUGCUGUUUCCCUUUCUUUCUCUCCUUCUCUUUCGACUCCACCCGGCUCGAGACAAAGAAGGAGAAACAGAACAAUAGCGAGAGAGAGAGAGAGAGAGAGAAAAAACAAAGCAAGCAGCGGGGGAAAGGGAAGACUGAGAAAAUUAGCGGAGUGUGGCGAGCAAAAUUAGCGAGACAGCGAGAGCAGCUGGCAGCGCCCUGUUUCUCUCGUUCUAGAAUACUACCUAUCCUCCCCACCCCCUGGGCUCAGUCUCCCUUGCUCCUCCGCCUCAAAUAUCGAACAACACGACGAACAAAACAAACACAGUACCGGGGGAUUGUUCUUUUUUUUUUUUUGUUUUAUCGUUGCUAUCUCCAAAUUUUCUUUAUAAAACUUGAAACGAAAUUGAUAAGCUUUCUCGACCCCUUUUUAUUUGGAUCUUUUUUUUUAUGGAGUUGAUUUGGUUGUCGAUUUUCGAUUCUUUUUACUAACGUCAUCGUUGUAGACAAAUGAAGUCAAACAAUCCAUUCGCUUCAGCAUUAAACGAAGAAACUAGAUCACCCGUGCGCGUGCGUGAACGUGAGCGGGCAACACCCCCGGCUCGUCCACCAAAACCAGAGGAGUUUGCUCCCCCUUCGUAUGAAGAGGCUGCUGGGCCCGAAGCGGCCAAGAAGGAGUAUAGGAGAGAAAAGCAGUCGUCGACUUCGACGCCCGCUUCGUCGAAAGAGCACCGUUCCCAUUCAGACCCAGCUGGGCGUGGAAGCAAGCACCGGUCAUCUUCUUCACGCCACAAACACUCGUCAAGAAACAAGUCUCCCAGCAAGAAGAAGGAAGCAGUGCCAGCAAAGAAUUUGGACACUAUAGACAAGUUGGACGUCACUGGCUUUUUCGGCGGCGGUUUCCACCACGAUGGGCCUUUUGAUGCUUGUACGCCUCAUAGAAACAAGAAUGCCAAGAAGGCACCAGUGAUGGCGUUCCCCGUCGAUGGCCCCAACAAUUCAAUUGCCGGCGCAGGUAACGUUGACAAGGAUGCUCAGAUGAAACUUGCGUUUGGAAACUACGAAGAGCCCGAGGUUGAACCACCAGCGGUGAUCAAGACGAACAGAGUUUCCAAUGAUACAUCCACUAGCAUAUAUACUCCCAAGCAGAAUCCGUCAGUCAUCAACUUUGACUCGACCGCUAAAGCUGAGCCUAUCCACGGGUUUUCCACCGCUGGGUUGGGCUCCACCACGUUUCUCGACGGUGCUCCAGCUCCCAAGGCUGCCGAUGACAAUCUCAACUUGAACAAUGGCGGUUUGAGUAGAAAAAAGUCGUUGGUGCAAAGACUUACAAAAAGCAGCGGUUCCGAUCUGAAUUCAAGAAGAAGCUCAAAUGAUGGUUUGUACUCGGCCGUUUCGGAUAACGAAAACAGCAGACGCGGCUCGUUGAAUGGGGUAGAAACAAAUUCUAGCCUUGAUGACGAUUUGAAGCCUCCAGGCAACUCGUUCAUAAGAAGAGUCAAGAGUUUGAAAGUUAGAAAGUGA